AUGGGCUUAUCUUCAUUGCAAAAAUGCACAGCUGCCAUACGAAUGUUAGCGUAUGGCAUGUCAGCUGAUGCAGUUGAUGAGUACUUGCGUUUAGGUCGCACUAAUGCUAGGACAACCCUUUUAAAAUUCACUGAAGGGGUGAUUGCUUGCUUUGGGGAGAAAUAUUUAAGAAGGCCAACAAAUACAAAUUUAGAGAGGCUUCUUGGUCAAGGAGAACGACGUGGCUUCGCAGGGAUGAUUGGAAGCAUUGAUUGUUCGUGUAAUGAUCUCAAUGUCCUUUACCGUUCUCCUAUUUUUGAUGAUGUCCUCCAUUGGCGUGCCCCUGGAGUUAAUUUUAUGGUAAAUGGACAACAUUACAGCAUGGGGUAUUACCUAACCGAUGGUAUUUAUCCUCAAUGGGCUGCUUUUAUCCAAGGGUUUUCCCUUCCACAAACUGAUAAACAAAGAGUAUUUGCUGAUCGCCAAGCAGCCGUGCACAAGGAUGUUGAGUUUGCUUUUGGAGUUUUACAAGCGAGAUUUGCUAUUAUACGUAAAUUGUCACUUGCUAGGGAUGAAGACAUAUUGAACAAUAUCAUGUUUGCUUGCAUCAUCAUGCAUAACAUGAUUGUUGAGGAUGAGGGGGAAUCAUAUAUUCAAUAUGCUGACACCAGAGAAUUCAUUAAAGACCGACCUCGAAAUAGGGGCAGUGCAAGUGCGACAACUAGUGUCGAGGCCCCAUUUGAAUAUGCCAACGAACGUCCUUUUAACAUGGAUCAAUACUUGGCUAGAAGGGCUGCAAUACGCGAUAAGCCAACCCAUAUCUCUCUUAAAUCAGAUUUAAUUGAGCAUAUUUGGCAACGAUAUGGUCGUAAUAAUGAACAACAGUCUAAAUAUCUGGAUUAUUUAAGAUAA
Molecule: messenger RNA, 891 nt
Organism: Beta vulgaris subsp. vulgaris (sugar beet)
Lineage: Eukaryota; Viridiplantae; Streptophyta; Magnoliopsida; Caryophyllales; Amaranthaceae
Exons: 2
Coding region: 1-891 (296 amino acids)
Source: RefSeq, a predicted model, not a curated record